AUGGACGAGCAGUCCAGCAUCACGAGUGGCCUCCUCUCGACUCUGCAAUCAUACUUCAUGAUGUUUUUAUCCUGGGAAACGUCAACUUUCCCCAUCUGGAGCGUGUCUGCAGGAGUCCUGAUUGGCCUCACAGUUGCUUUCUCCAUUCUCUACGAGCUCUACUGGUCCCCACUCAGUGACUUCCCGGGCCCAAAGCUCUGGGCCAUCACCCGCCUCCCCUGCAGAUCUCCGUCAUCCGGGGCAAGCACCAUCUAG
Penicillium cosmopolitanum is the source of this 255-nucleotide messenger RNA. RefSeq lists its product as uncharacterized. The coding region runs from base 1 to 255 and encodes 84 amino acids. The transcript is spliced from 2 exons. NCBI's taxonomy places the organism in Eukaryota, Fungi, Ascomycota, Eurotiomycetes, Eurotiales, Aspergillaceae. The record is from RefSeq and is a predicted model, not a curated record.